AUGAUCAAGUCAUUCUUCCGCUUGCUUUUAGCAUGCCUUUUUGCUCAGAUUUCACUAGCUAAGGAUCUAGGAAACAUUUUCACCGCUAUCAAUUCCAUGGAACAAACGACCAACGUCGAUGAUAAAGCUGCUCAUGGUCCUUUUGCUUUUUUCAAAACCAAUUUGACCUUUUCUAUUGAUGUCAUUAAGACUGGUGCAGCUGCUGGUGACACCUUCCCCCUGAACAUGCCAAGAGUCUUCGAAAUACGUAUCCUCGAUGAAGGAGUGAGACAAUAUUUUGAUAUCAAAUUCCAAAACACUAUUUUCGCUUCUUGUAAUAUUAAAUCUGCUGCUGGUAAAGCAGAUGCUACUACUGUUCUUUGUACAAUCACUGCAGAUAUUUCCGCUUACAAAACUAUUUCAGGUGAUAUUAAAGUCGUCCUUGUCUUGGAUGGUGGUGCAAGAAGAGACGCCUUAGCGAUAGCUAAAACUUGGAGUCUCGGUGAAAAUACUGUCACCUUCAAUAAUGCAGUCAGCGGUGAGGUGAAAUUAAUUACUCAAGAUAUUACCCCUCCCUAA
Molecule: messenger RNA, 558 nt
Organism: Bactrocera neohumeralis
Lineage: Eukaryota; Metazoa; Arthropoda; Insecta; Diptera; Tephritidae
Exons: 1
Coding region: 1-558 (185 amino acids)
Biological process (GO): cell adhesion
Source: RefSeq, a predicted model, not a curated record